AUGUGGAUGGAGGAGCACAACCUCACCAUGGUGACUGAAUUCAUUCUGCUGGGCAUCACAGACCGUCCUGAGCUGCAGGCUCCACUGUUCGUGCUGUUCCUCGUCAUCUACCUGACCUCGCUGGUGGGCAACGUGGGCAUGAUCGUGCUCACCCAGGUGGACUCCGGGCUGCAAACACCCAUGUACUUUUUCCUCAGACACCUGGCUCUCACUGAUCUUGGUUACUCUACAGCUGUGGGGCCCAAAAUGUUGGAAAAUUUUGUAGUGGAUCAAAAUACAAUCUCCUAUUAUGGUUGUGCCACACAGCUGGCUUUCUUAAUUCUGCUUAUAGCUUGUGAACUUUUUAUUCUGUCUGCCAUGUGCUAUGACCGCUAUGUGGCCAUCUGUAAGCCUCUGCUGUACACUGUCAUCAUGUCUCCAAGAGUGUGUUGGGUUCUAGUGGCAAUUCCCUAUCUCUACUGCACAUCUGUGUCUCUUCUGGUCACCGUGAAGAUUUUCACUCUGUGCUGUGGACACAAUGUCAUCAGUCAUUUCUUCUGUGACAGUCUCCCCUUGUUAUCUCUUAUCUGCUCAGAUACACACAAAAUUGAAUUGAUAAUUCUGCUUUUAUCAGCUUUUGAUUUGAUUUCCUCUUUUUCAAUGCUCCUAGUGUCCUACCUGCUCAUCUUUGUGGCCAUUCUCAGGAUGAACUCCACAGAGGGCAGGUGCAAGGCCUUCUCCACCUGUGGGUCCCACCUGACCGUGGUCACAGUCUUCUAUGGGACUUUGAUAUUUAUGUACGUGCAGCCCAGGGCCAGUCACUCCACUGACACUGACAAAGUGGCUUCCAUAUUUUAUACGUUGGUCAUCCCCAUGUUGAAUCCAUUGAUCUACAGCUUGAGGAAUGAAGAUGUAAAAUAUGCUCUUUGUAGGACAUGGAAAAAAAUAUGCAAGUAUUUUUCUUUAAAGUUACAUACAAUGUAA
Messenger RNA from Chinchilla lanigera (long-tailed chinchilla), 963 nucleotides. Its product is annotated as olfactory receptor 8K3-like. Gene Ontology annotation, cellular component: membrane. Gene Ontology annotation, biological process: G protein-coupled receptor signaling pathway; sensory perception of smell. The record is from RefSeq and is a predicted model, not a curated record. The transcript has a single exon. Bases 1 to 963 code for a protein of 320 amino acids. Lineage: Eukaryota; Metazoa; Chordata; Mammalia; Rodentia; Chinchillidae. Gene Ontology annotation, molecular function: odorant binding; G protein-coupled receptor activity; olfactory receptor activity.